GAGUUACAGAGGAACUGCAGAGCUGCACACAGGACAGUAAUAAUGGAAAGGCGUGUGUCUGUGCUGCUGCUGUGUGUGAUGAGAAUCACUGAAGGAUUUCCUCUGAGUUGGGCUCCGUCCCAAUCCUCCCCUGGCUAUACCCUCCUGGUCCCUGUUAGGAUUACAGGCUUGAAUGGACCACAGGUGGUUCUGGUACCAGUGAUUACUGACUGGACGACACAGAGGAACCAAAACCCAACGGCUCAGUCGGAACAGACACUCAGAGAAAACGAACAGCAACAUAUGAGUCAGAACUUGUUGGAGAAUCAGAAAGAGAACAGUCCGUUGCUGCAGCAACCAACAGUCUCACCUGACACACCUUUAUCUGAGAAUCUCCUCCCACAGGGACAGGUGUUGCCUCCAGUGUGGAACCCCAUUUCUGGUGUUGUCCCUCUGCAGCCUGGGGUGACUGGCCAGAUGUUUGUCCCUGUGUGGGCGCCACCUGCUGGAGGAGCAGCUGGAGGACAGAGACAGUCCAAUUCUGCAAGCUCGGAGGAGGGAGACAUGCAGGUGAUCUACAUUUUGCCGAUGAGUGCUGAAAUUCCUAACAUGGGAAUGAUGGAGGGAGGACAGGGGGGUGUUGAUGCUGAACUCAGAUCUAAUCCCAACACUAACCUUCACCUUAAACCUGACACCAUCCCUAAUCCUGACCCUAACCCAGGUCACCUGCAGCUCCAUGCCACCUCUGCCCCAGGCCCUGCCCCUGGCACCACCCCUAGCCCUGCCCUUCCUGCAGGUGUCCAGGAAAUAAACGUAACCUCUCAGAAAAGUGCCCGCUAGUAUGGGUGCAAGUCAGAGAAUACAAAAAUGAGGUGCAGUAACUUCCUGUAACCACAAGGUGGAGCAGCUACUGUUUGAGCAGCAGUUAACAGUGUUUCUUUGAUUCCGGUCUAUUUUGAUGGCUCGUGUUUGUUUGUUCCUAAAUUACUAUAUUGUAAUAAAAUUAUUCUGUCA
Molecule: messenger RNA, 993 nt
Organism: Tachysurus fulvidraco (yellow catfish)
Lineage: Eukaryota; Metazoa; Chordata; Actinopteri; Siluriformes; Bagridae
Exons: 8
Coding region: 43-819 (258 amino acids)
Source: RefSeq, a predicted model, not a curated record